Messenger RNA from Epithele typhae, 1188 nucleotides. RefSeq lists its product as uncharacterized. Lineage: Eukaryota; Fungi; Basidiomycota; Agaricomycetes; Polyporales; Epitheliaceae. The transcript has 2 exons. The coding region runs from base 1 to 1188 and encodes 395 amino acids. Gene Ontology annotation, cellular component: nucleus. The record is from RefSeq and is a predicted model, not a curated record.
AUGAACGACCCAACUUUCUCCCAGUUCUACCCCCAGUCCCAGUCCUUCGAGCCUCAGACCUAUCAUAAGCUCGACAACCCCCCCGCUACCAUCUCCCUCGACGGCAACGAGAACCAGAAGCAAUCCUUCGACUUCUUCUCCUACACCCAGGGCGGCAUCGACGUCGUAGCCCCUCACCCGGACCAGUUCGAACUCGAACUCGACAACUCCCUUGCGGCCUUCGACGCGGAGUUGAGCCUUCUCCCCGUCGACACAGCCGACUUCUCCUUCUAUCGCUCCACCACCCCGACCUUCGGUCCGCCGUCGACCUUCACCGUCUCGUCUGAGUCGGUGUCGGGUUAUGAUUCUGUCUACAACGACAGUAUCUCCAGUCGUUCUGAAAGCUACUAUAACUUCAACCCCAACGCCCAGGGCAAGUCUCCCACGUCCAACUACGCUCCUAGCGUCUACUCCCUCACCCAAGAGCAACUCGACAUGGAGUUCCAGCGCAUGGCCAUGCCCGCCGGCGAAGAUCCCAACUCCUUCGGGGCCCUCCCUAACUCGUCCUCCGUUCGCUCGUCGCCGAACAGCGUCCCCAACAUAUCCCAGUACUCUCCCGCCUUCUCUUCCCCUCGCGGGUCCUUCUCGGACUACGAGCCCACCCAACCGCAGCAAGUCCGUCUCGGCUCCUCCGCCUCGUCUGACUACUACCCGUCGGCGCAGGUGCAGAUCAACAAGUACGCGAACAUGCCCGGCCGUAUCGUUCAGCACCCCCGCUCCACCGCCAGCGUCUCCCCUCAGCUGUCGGCCAUGUCCCACCCCUCCGGCAUCUCGCACCCGUCGCUCGCCGCUCAGCGUGCCAAGAUGGAGGCCUUGCACGAUGACCCGAAGCGCAAGUACCAGUGCCCGACGUGCCCUCGUGCGUUUGCCCGCGCGUACAAUCUCAAGACGCACAUCCAGACGCACGACCCCAACCGGCUCAAGCCUUACUCCUGCCUCCACAAAUCGUGCGGCAGGUCGUUCAGCCGCAAGCACGAUCUCACCCGUCAUAUGGUCUCGAUCCAUCGCGCCGAGUCCGUGACGUCGCUCUCGGCCAACACGCGCCCCAUCGGCAUCGAGGGUGGCCACCGGGAGUGGUGCGACUCGUGCGGUCGUAGCUGGAUCGACGACGGCAAGGACAAGGGUUGCGACUGCAACGACAUCAAGUAG